Messenger RNA from Nicotiana tabacum (common tobacco), 1539 nucleotides. RefSeq lists its product as uncharacterized. NCBI's taxonomy places the organism in Eukaryota, Viridiplantae, Streptophyta, Magnoliopsida, Solanales, Solanaceae. The record is from RefSeq and is a predicted model, not a curated record.
AAAAAAAAAAAAAAAAAAAUACACUUCACAUCAAGAUCCAAUCUUUACACUUCAAAACUUGUUUUGAAUUUUUUUUCUCCAUUUCUUCAAUGGCAAAUUCUUGGAGAAGAAACCAACAAAUCAAGAUUUUCACACCCAAAAAUCUCCUUCUCUUCAUCUCUACUUCACUUCUCCUUCUCAUUUUCCUUUACCUCACAUCACAAACUCAACAAUCCCAAAAUCCAAAAAAACCCUUAAAAUCCCUUAAAAAUCCAAUCUUUAAUAACCCUUUAAUAAAACCUUUUGAUUGUUACAAUUCACCUCAAGCUUACCCUGUAAUAGCUAGUAUAGUUGAAGGUAUUAAAUACCCAUUUCUUUUUUCACUUUCAGAUUUUGGGAAUUUACCAGAAAAACCCCAUAAGAAUAUUCAAAGGGUACUUAAAGGGAAGCCAUUUAGGAAGCCUGAUAUAUCUGGGACUGUACAGGAAUUAUUGGAAAAGAUGAAGGGUAAAAAGGGUAUUUUUGUUGAUGUUGGAGCUAAUGUAGGAAUGGCUAGUUUUGCUGCUGCUGUUAUGGGGUUUAAAGUUUUGGCAUUUGAACCUGUUUUUGAGAAUUUGCAAAGGAUUUGUGAAGGUGUUUAUUUUAAUAGAGUCGGUGAGUUAGUUGAAGUUUAUGAAGCUGCUGCCUCAGAUCAUAUUGGAAAUAUUACCUUUCAUAAGUUGGUUGGUAGGCUCGACAAUAGUGCAGUCUCAGCUAUUGGUGCCAAGUUGGCUUUUAAGUCAAAUGAAGAGAUUGAAGUUCAAGUAAAAACUAUUCCUCUUGACGAAAUUAUCCAAGAAGAGCCUGUUCUACUGCUAAAGAUAGAUGUUCAAGGCUGGGAAUAUCAUGUACUUAAGGGAGCGUCAAAAUUAUUAUCGAGGAAGAAAGGCGAAGCACCUUACCUAAUCUAUGAGGAAGAUGAGCGUUUGUUACAAGCCAGCAAUAGCAGUGCCAAAGAGAUCCGAGAGUUUCUCCACAGUGUGGGCUACAACCAUUGCACUCAACACGGUACAGAUGCGCACUGCACAAAAACAAAUUGACAAGGUUACUCAUUUUACAAACACUCUUCCGCUACAACUCUUGAAAAGUUCUGAUACAUCAAUUUUAACGAUCAACUAUCAUAUUUUUUGGUGCGAUAAGCUUAGAAUGGUUGGAGGACUGAGGACCUGACGCGCCAUUUGUUCAAAGUUGAGCUCUACUUUUUUCAGGUUUUGUGAAAUGGCAACCUGAUUUAGACCAUGUUGAGAGGAUUGUGACAAAACCAACUUUUGCCGGUAGGUUUGUGGUUGGAUAAACAGAUAGGAGAAGAGAAGGUAGGAAUACAGUGGCAGGAUGUUUUCUCACACUUUUUUGCUUGGUUACCCAAUAUGUAAUGUGUGCACAGGCUCUUUAUAGUAAUACUUCUCUUGUAGAGGUUGUUGCUUUGAUCUGUGUCUUUUGCUCCUUUUUUCUCUCUGUUUCCAUUGGUGAACAUGUUGAUCAUUAAGUACAUCUAACUACAAUUCUUUUUAAUGACUUCAA